Molecule: messenger RNA, 330 nt
Organism: Papaver somniferum (opium poppy)
Lineage: Eukaryota; Viridiplantae; Streptophyta; Magnoliopsida; Ranunculales; Papaveraceae
Exons: 1
Coding region: 1-330 (109 amino acids)
Molecular function (GO): nucleic acid binding
Source: RefSeq, a predicted model, not a curated record
AUGGUUUCAUAUGGAGGUUUUAGAAUGAAAGGCAAUCAAUGGAACCAGAAUUAUGACUUUCAGAUAAUUGCAUUCUUCAAUCUGGGUCUUAGGCAGAGUAAAUUUAAAUGUAUUAAAAAAUGCUACUGGAAUCCUCCUCAGAAUGGAUACACACUUUUUUGUUGUGAUGGGGUCUCUGUUGAUAAUGUUGGAGCUGCUGGAUUUGGUGUGGUGGUUAGAGAUCAUUUGUGUCAGGUGGUUGGAGCUUUAGCAGGUGGAAUUGGCAUAACAACCAAUUAUAUUGCAGAAAUAUAUGAUGUAGUCUGUGCAGCAGAGCUUGCAGAAGAAUGA